CGUGGUUCAGUCUCGUAUCGGUUCUAGUGCGCGACGGAAGCGAAUUUUGUGCCAUCGUCGUCGGUUCGAGCGCGCUCUUUCGGUGGCUCGUGUUGGUCUCGUGCGCGUAAACUCCCGGUCGUAAAUAUUAUUGUUCAUGGAGUGAUUCACUCGACCGCCCGCCCGCCAAGCUUCUGGGUCGAAGUGGAACGGUUUUAUGACUGUCGAAUCAAUCGAGAACACUGUGAAACGCUGUGCGCUUUGGCAAAAGGAUUAAAUAACUUGCUGUGCUAUUCAUAGAGCGGUGGACUGAUUGAGUGGAAGGUUCCGAAUUGCAUUGACCCAUAUUAUGUUGCCCAGAGCUUGGUGAUUGAGCGCCAGUGAGCCAGUCAGUGACGACAUCGUUAAUAAUAGCGAAUGCUGAUGCAUUUACUACUUUGCCGAGUGCCGAGCUGAGCUGAGCUGAGUUAGUGCAAUGUGAAAUUUUCAAAGAACUCCAAACCAACAAACAGCGACAACAACGACGAUCACUUCACGCCAUCUGUUGGAACAAACGGAGAAAAGUCAGCUAUAGGAAACAAAAAAAGCGGAGAACCCGCGGCCAGACCGCUCGUGAUUCUACCUGCACUCACUACCAGAACUGAAAAGUAACACGUUCCGUUUAGCGAACCCAUUCCGAGCGGGUAGAGUGGAAAACUGAGUGAAUUGAAUGGGAAAAAGUGCAACCAGGAAGACCAUCAUCUAUUGAAGCUGUGCGGUGCGGAAACCCGUGUAAGAUUCUGUGAAAAUAUUCCGCCGAGCCUCGUCCCGUUUCUGUUGCGCUGUGCGGGAAAACAGGGAAAGCGGAAAUUCUACAAACAGUUGCAACCUACCGGCGACCGAGUUAUCUGAUCGCUGAAGUGUUCAUAUAUGUAACAAUUUCUAGAGCAUCGAGGACGAAACGACAAUUGCAUCCUUGCCUGCACUCGGCAGUCGACGGUGAAAGUUUUGAAUUCCGGGUACACGGCAAAACGAAUCCUCAUCCGUGGAUAAAUUGUGGUACAGGCAAGUUCUGAAAACGUCGACUACGGAAAGUCGACAGCCAGUCAGUUUGUGUGUGAGUGUGCAAUGUAAUGUGGGCAGAGUAGUUCUGCGAAGAAGAUAUGGCGGGAAAACCAAUGCCGAGUCGUUGAAGGAACCGGUAAUCAUCAACUCACAGAGAAACGGAUUUGAAAUGUAUGAGCAGAUGAAAGUUUAAGUGCAAAAGUUUUUCUCUUCCAUUUAUCUAGCAGCUUCCUGCUGAAUCGGUGAAUGUAUUUUUUGUGUAAUGUGAAUGUUAAUCACUCCUGCCCAUUCUGGUUCUGUCCGAAUGCUGAACUUACUUGUACUGGGCAUCGGCAGUCGUGGUAGCAGCAGCAGCAGCCUUGUGCAUUUUUAAUCUUCCGAGUAAACAUCAUAAAUAUAGACAGAGUCUCCAACCCCGGAGCUAUCGAGGAAAAGGAGAAAUCGGUGUGUUUGUGUGCGGUAGCUGGCAGAUUCCGAAACAGAUCGGUCUUUAGCUAAACCCGUCGUAUUGGGACGGGGUCGUCAUGUCGGUUGCACAGUGAAAUCGUUUAUCAGACGAAAAGCUUGAAAGACUCGAAACCGAACUGUGAAUGUGUGCUGAUUCGCGACUGGUGCUAAAAGAACUCAUUAAAUAAAGAACGAGGUCACGAAACGAAUCACAUUUUGAAAUAUUCCUGACCAAGCUCUUCAAAUGGGAUGUCGUAUCGCAUCGACAUCAAUCAACCUGCUGGUAGCAAUGAUUAUGAACAUUAUGUCGUCGUCGUAAACCUGAACCGUGCUGCUCCAAUCAUUGUUAAAACAACAAAUAUUCCGGACAAGAGCACCCGAAAGAUGCUUUCGGUAGAAAACUUCAGCUGAAGCCAAGCCCGAACAAGAAAUAAAAACGAAACAGACAGACGACUAUCGCCACCCCCGCCCACCAACUGCCACAAUAACUAGGAAAUUUUUUCCGUUGUGUCUCCUGUCGGCGAUAAACUGCCAAACAAUGAAACUUUUUUAUAAAUUAACGUAUUUCCUCAAUCUAUAUUUCAUUUUCGCGGCAACGACAGCACUUCUCGCGAAGUUUUCGAUGGCCGCCAAACAACAACUGCAACCAUCGAAGGACGUGCCAAGCGUCGACCUCGGCCGCCAGCUGCCGUUAUCGGGUGGAAAGGACACGCCAAGUUCAGCGCUGGCAGCUGCUUGGGACCAAGGCGCCAGUACUGGGUGGCCGAGUUUGUCCACCCCAUCCCAACCGAUAUCCUUGACGAUGCGAGAUAAAUCAGUACCGGAGCGUUUUGGCGAUGCGGCAACAAAAUUCCUCGCACAUCCCAAACCGGUUAAUCAUCAUUAUUCCUCCCCCGGUUCGAUGCUUCCGAACUCGAAAGCAGGGGGAGAAUCACCGCCGGGUGGUAGAAACCGAGCGAAGGUGAAUUUUAAUAUUUUGUACGAGAGUCACCCUCGAGAUGAUGCUAACGAGAGCGUUGGCAUUGACGAUCGAUUCGGGACACCGGAAAGCGGGACUAGUGGAGCUACUACUCGAAACAAUGAACCGGAGAUGAGUGUUUUGAGACAGGACUCGGAAGGCGAUCAGGGGGAGUACGAUGCGUUCGAUGCCAGGGGUGAUAAUUAUGAGGAUGACAAAAUAAUCAAUUCGGCGGCUUUGGAUAAUUUUUUCGAUAAGUCGUUAACCAGAGACGGUUCCAUAGUGGGGACGGGAGGAGGCAGAACGGGCAGUAAAGUAACUACCGAGUCGGACUACGAUGGUGAGGAAGAGCUGGAGGAGGACAGUGACGAGGGAGGUGAGAUUGAUGAAGACUCGUACGGACUUGGCGAAAGUGAGAUUCUGCCAGUGGAUGGGGCAUUCGAAAGCUUCGGGAAAACCGGCGAGGAAUCGGAAGUGAAAAGUGAUAGCGCACUGCCUUAUUUCCUGGUGGAACCUCAGAGUACCCACGUCAUUCGGAAUAAACCGGCGAUUUUGAAAUGUAAGGCAGCGAAUGCAUUGCAGGUGCAUUUCAAAUGUAGUGGCAGCAACAAACCGCCCCCAUCGGUGGAGGAAUCGCACGUGGAUCCUCACAGUGGCGUUCACUUCCAGGAGGUAACCGCAACCAUCUCGCGGGAUCUGGUGUACGAGUACUUCGGGAAACCGCCGUUCAAGUGCGAAUGCCAUGCUUGGUCACCACGGGGAAAAACCAUCAGCCAGCCAGCGUCCAUCGUUGUUGCCUAUUUGAAAAAGAACUUCAUCCUUCCCUCGACCAAAGUACGUGCCGAAGCCGGAGCAAAGCUGGAAAUGAAAUGCACGGCCCCGAAGGGCUAUCCAAAGCCUCAAAUCACGUGGUUGAAAAACAAUUUCUCUCUCUCCGGCAACCCCCUGCUGUCGUUCUCGUCCGAGGGUAACAUUGUGAUAAACGGUGUAAAACUACAGGACAUCGGAAACUACACAUGUGUCGCGGAGAACAUCGCCGGCAAACGGACAGCCGAUCCGAUCGAACUAAUCGUUUACGUGAAUGGAGGCUGGAGUCAGUGGAGCGCUUGGUUGGAGUGUCGCUGUCCGGGCAAACCGGUCCAGGGACGGAAGCGGUCGCGAACGUGCAGCGAUCCGAUUCCGCUGUACGGUGGCACACCCUGCGAUGGUCCAAAUCAACAGAAGACGGCCGACUGUGUCACGUGUCCCGAAGACACACAGAUUAUCACACCGAAUGGAUUCGAGGAUAAUACUUUCGUGCGUCGCUGGUCCGCGUGGUCUGCCUGGAGCAGUUGUUCGGCGAAAUGCGUCCAAAUCCGACGGCGAGCCUGUCGCACCCAAAGUUUGGAUUUUUACGACAAAGCUCUGGUGAAGCACCACCAGCAACUGGCCGCCCUGAUGGAUGACCAGGAUGAGCAGGGCAACAGUGCCUUCGGUUGUCACGGCAAGGACAGCCAGUCGAUUGUUUGUCGCGGCGGGGAUUGCAGAAUCGAUGACACAGCAUCGGAUUGGAUAUUUUACCUAGGACUCGGGUUCAUCGUUACGCUUUGCAUCACGUUCUUCGUUUUCCUGAUUCACAUUCGACGACAUCGCCAGAAAAUUCCCGCGUAUAGCAUAACCCGGGCGGCACAGGAUCAGCAUACCUACACGCACGAGUUCCAAAAAAAGUUGACCUAUAAUUCCAACGCACCGGACAUAAACAUUCGAGUGAACAACUACGAGUACUCCAACGGAAGCACCAUGGAAGCUCCGAAAGUCCCAGGACAAAAUGUACCCCUGUUGCUAUCGCGGUCGAUCUCCACCGAACAUCACUACGACGAGCCACAAUUUGCUUCGAGUUAUUCAACGCCCAUCGACAGCAAAAGCCGCGAGAACACUAAUCACUAUCAUCAGCAGAAACAGCAACAGCAUCAGCAGCUCUACCAUCAGCACCACUUGUAUCGUCAGAAUCACUCACCGACGCCCCCAUCAGCGAGUCUGAAAGGACAACAGCAGUUUCUUUUGCCAUUGCAGUCACAGCCACAGCAGCAGCAGCAGCAGCAGCAGCAGCAACAGCAGCAACCGUCACAGACACCAACGCUUCAAAGUCAACCCUCGCAGAAAGCCAGCGGUCAGUACAUGAGUAAAGAAUCCUUGGUGACCAACAGUGAUACGAACACAUCCAACUCCACCUACGCCGUCGCCACAACUGAAUCGCUGGACACAUCGAGCUCGAACGAAACCAUGUAUAAAUCCAAUAGUAUGCGACAGGUCGUCACGGCGGACGGCGGUUGGCUCGAACUGGAACAUCUGCAGACGUCUCUGUCCAUCCCCGAGGGAGCCCUGCCGGAAACGCUGAAAAUAAACGUUUUCCUGGCCGUCAUGUACGACUCCAAGGACACGAUUCUAGUCGACAACCAGAUCACCCACAUCAGCCCGACCAUCGUGUGUGGACCGGCGAAGAGCAACUUCGCGAAACCGUUGAUUCUGAAGGUGCCUCACUGUGCGGAAGACAUCAGCAACUGGAAGAUUUCGCUGUUCUACAAGGAGGAAGUGACGAACUGUUGGAAGAAAAUCGCCUCCUCCGAGAACGAUGUGCCCAGUCCUCAGGCCUACAUUCAGUUGGACCUGAAGAGCGCAUACAUCAUGACGAGAAAGCUCGGAAAGUACAUCCUUGGCGGGGAGAAUCUAGCGCCGGAUGUGUCGGUGAUGAAGCGGUUGAAGAUUUACAUGUACGGUCCCAGUCGGAAGCCGGAAACUGAUUUCAACAUUCGAGUGUACAUUCUGGAAGACUACCCGAGCGCGCUGGAGCACUGUUCCAUCAUCGAGAGUCGAAUGGGGUACUUCUUAAUCGGCCAGAGCUCCCCGUUCCAUUUCGAAAACAACAAACAGAACAUGAUUCUGAGAAUUAACUGCUCCGGCGGUUGGAUAUCGAAGGCGGACACGGCCGUUCAGAAAAUUCCAUUCAAUCACGUCUGGAAGAAUAUGUCAAUUUUGCACUGUGAGUUCAUGCUGCAAAAGCUGAUCAAUGAACUGCCCUGUCUGCGGGUUGAACUGGCUGCCGAGCAGGAAAAUGGAACUAAGGUUCUGAUAACUUCGGUGGCAUUUUCGUGAUAGUAUAUUAGGAAGGCGCUGGAAAAACUGAUGACGGCUUAACGCGAACGGCGAUUCUACGGAAAUGGUAUUCAUGGUAGCCAAUGUGGUAUAGUGAUAUUACAACCCAGUAAGCGAAAUAAACAGUUGAUUAUAUGUAAGAAUGUAUGGCAACGAAAAUUAUUUAUUACCACCAUAUUAGCAGUUUCCAAAUGUGAACCCAAUGUCGAAUAAAUUAGCAGGCUUAUAUGCACGUCCUGCACGAGGAAAUUAAAACAAACAUCAGCUGUAGACGAUAGCAGUAGGAUAUUGUACUGAUAUCGUACCUUCACAUACACUUCAGUGAACCUAGUUUGUAGAGAUGGAAGCCAAAAAGUUAGUUACGACAAGAAAAUCGUAGAAAACGUUCCACCGUUGAUGCAAAAAAUUGUGUAGAUUAAAAUUGUAGCUAUUCACCAAGACUGAUUGUGAGGAACAAUAAAUGAAUAGAUUGGUUGGAA
Molecule: messenger RNA, 6039 nt
Organism: Malaya genurostris
Lineage: Eukaryota; Metazoa; Arthropoda; Insecta; Diptera; Culicidae
Product: netrin receptor unc-5-like
Exons: 12
Coding region: 2009-5560 (1183 amino acids)
Biological process (GO): motor neuron axon guidance; netrin-activated signaling pathway
Cellular component (GO): membrane
Molecular function (GO): netrin receptor activity
Source: RefSeq, a predicted model, not a curated record